AUGCGCGGUAAAUUAUGUUAUAAUAUGUCCAUGUUCCGGUGUGGAUAUCGGUUGUCCGUGGUCUGCCCGUCAGCGGGUCGAGCAGUUCACACAGUCAAAUUCCAGCAGCGAUUCACUCGACCGCACCAGGACCAGGAUUUCCAACGAUUGUGUGGGUCACGUCAGUGGUCCAAUAACACCGAGCAGCAAUUGAAGGUAGUGUCGGUCAACCGCUGUUUCGGCGGACAGCAACAGGUCUAUGAACAUUACAGUGCAGUGUUAAAUUUCCGAAUGAGAUUUGCUGUGUAUGUACCAGAAAAUUUGGAAAGACCUGCUCCAGUCUUAUAUCAUUUGGGUGGGAUGUUAUGUUCCGAACAAACAUUUAUACAGAAGUCAGGGUUUCAACGAUGGGCAGCACAUUAUGGAAUAAUCGUAGUGUCACCAGAUGUCUGCCCUAGAGUUAAUUUAGGUGUUGAGAAUAAUACAAUUGAAGCUAAUGGCCAGUCAUAUUAUGUAAAUGCCGUGAAAAAACCAUGGAGCAAAAAUUUCCAAAUGUAUUCAUAUGUUAAUGAAGAGCUACCUAGUAUUAUUCAAGAGAAUUUUAAUGUCAACAAAGACAAGCAGUCAAUCAUGGGUCACAGUAUGGGAGGUCAUGGUGCAUUAAUAAGUGCACUUAAAAAUCCUGGAAAGUUUCGUUCAGUCUCAGCAUUAGCUCCGGUUUGUAAUCCAUCUCAAUCACCUGAUGAACGAUUCAUAUUAAAGUGUUAUUUUGGAGAUGAUAACAAAACAAUGGAGAAAUGGGAUUCUACCUGCUUAGUAGCUGAUUAUAAAGGACCAGAGUUAAAUAUUCUCAUACAUCAAGGAUAUAAUGAUGCUUAUAAAGAUGAUUUAAGAUUGGAAAGUUUUAUAAGCGCUUGUAAAAAGGCAGGAAUUGCAGCUUCAAUAAAUAUAGAAGAAGGAUAUGACCAUGGUUUUUAUUUCAUUUCAACUUUUAUAGAACAGCAUUAUCAUCACCAUGCUAAAUUUUUAUGUGACUCUUAA
Molecule: messenger RNA, 1020 nt
Organism: Macrosiphum euphorbiae (potato aphid)
Lineage: Eukaryota; Metazoa; Arthropoda; Insecta; Hemiptera; Aphididae
Source: the annotation of a GenBank genome assembly